Molecule: messenger RNA, 1837 nt
Organism: Alosa alosa (allis shad)
Lineage: Eukaryota; Metazoa; Chordata; Actinopteri; Clupeiformes; Clupeidae
Exons: 9
Coding region: 287-895 (202 amino acids)
Source: RefSeq, a predicted model, not a curated record
GGUCGGAAUUUUGGAACAGGGUUAAUCAGAAGAUGUUUGAAAAAUGUGGGGUGAAACACCGAAUGUCAUCAGCAUACCACCCACAGACAAAUGGUUUGGAUGAACGCACAAAUCAGACCCUAAAAAAAGCGAUUGGGGAAAACCCUAAAGGGGUAUCAAGAAAGUUGGGAGGACAAGCUGAAGGAGAUUGUGUUUGCACAUAACUCCUCUUUUCAGGCAUCCUCCAAGUACUCUCCUUUUCGGCUAAUGUAUGGCCGAGAGCCACGACUCUUCUGUGAGAUUGUAGAUGGUGACCCAGUUGGAGAAGUUUCAGCUGUUGCAGAGGAGGACAUCGAGGCCUUUGUUCGAGAACGCACCGAGGCAGAUGCGGAUGUGUUCAACAAAGUGCUCGUCAACAUCGAGAAGGCCCAAGAGAGGCAGAAGGCAGCCUAUCGAGAAAAAAAAGACAAAGGCCAAGCACUUCACCAUCAUUCCUGGUAUGGAGGUGCUGAAGAAAAAUGAGAGGAAGUGUGGCAGACCUGGCAUGGCUAUGCUUCCUGACUGGCCAAACAAGUAUAGGGUCAUCGAAGUGGAGGACAACCUUGUCCAGUUGGAGACAAUGGAAGGCAAACCCCUGACUUCCAAAACACCCUAUGCCUCAGUGAAGCCUUUGCUGAAAAGGUCCCAGACUGACAGAGGUGCUGACUGCUCAGAGUUGGUGGAGGACACUCUCAAGGUGACAUGCAGCAGAACCCCAAAUGAUACCAGCUCCAAGACUGAGCAAGACACACUAGAGGAGGAUGGCAUUGUCAUCACUGGUGUCCAGUCAGGGCGGACUUUGCCAGCAGUGCUGAGCAGAAGGGUGGAGGACUUCAGGGCCAUGCUACUCAGUCCACAUAGCUGGCUUGAUGAUUGAGCAAUUGAUCAUGCCCAGGCUCUCCUAAAGUUGCAGUACCCCAACAUCGGAGGCCUCCACGCCACCACCUCCGUGGCUCUACUAUCUACUGUGCCGUCAAAAACCCAGGGGUUUGUGCAGAUUUUAAAUGUUUGUGCAAACCACUGGGUUACGGUAAGUGACAUUGGGUGUAAGGUGGGUGCUGUGAAUAUUUUUGAUUCCCUAAACAGAGCCCAUACGCAGGAGUUCGAGGUUCAGGUGACAGGUUUGCUCUGUUUUCCUGGGAAGAGUGUGACCAUGCAGUGGCCCGUUGUCCAGCAGCAGGAAGGUGGCACCGACUGUGGGCUGUUUGCUAUUGCAAACAGUCUCACCAUCUGCAGAGGUGAGGAUCCAUGCAUUACCACUUAUGAUCAGAGACUCAUGCGAGACCAUCUUUUUGCAUGUUUUCAGAAGGGCUUCCUGACACCAUUCCCGGGUUAUGUGGAGAGCCCCCCGAUGACCUUAGGCCACGCCAUGGAGGUGGACAUCCAUUGCCUCUGCCGCCGAGCAAUCCGAUCAGGUAAGGAUCCUGUUGUUGUCUGCAGGAGGUGCAGGCAACUUUUCCACCAGUUUUGUCUGAGCCAUGUUUUAGAUUUUGCAGAGUAUGUCUGCCCUAGAUGUACUGUUGUUGUGUUGUGUUAAUCUUUUCUUUGAGCUUUUUUUUUUCUCGCAGGUUUAAUGCAGAACAUUUAAAUAAAAUUUGUAUGUAUUGGCAGAAUGUUAUGAGCAUAACUAUACCAUAUUUAAGCUGUGUUCCAUAUUCUUAACUGUUGUUUGUCCUAGAUGUACUGCUGUCGUGUUCCUGUUGUGUUAAUCUUUUCUCUAAGUUGGUCACUUGCAGAUUGUAUCCAGACACUCAGUUACAAUCAGUUUAAAUAAUUAAUUAAUUAAUCAAUCAGUUCUUUAUUUAAUCAGUUAUUUAUC